Molecule: messenger RNA, 930 nt
Organism: Ipomoea nil (Japanese morning glory)
Lineage: Eukaryota; Viridiplantae; Streptophyta; Magnoliopsida; Solanales; Convolvulaceae
Exons: 1
Coding region: 1-930 (309 amino acids)
Source: RefSeq, a predicted model, not a curated record
AUGAUGGGAAAUGAUGCUGCCCUGGUUGCCUCAUUACUCCAACGGCUUGCUUCUGCUUUCAAAAUUAGGGAUCUCGGUACUCCUCAUUUCUUCUUGGGCAUAGAAACUAUUUCCGAUGGUGAUUGUAUUAUCCUCUCUCAACGUCGAUACAUGACUGAUCUCCUAAGUCGAGCUGGAAUGGUAGACUGCAAGCCACUUGCCACACCAGCAGCCGUUACAAAGUCAGUCACACCAUCUGAAGAACCGUUUGACAAUCCGACUCAAUAUCGGCGUGUGGUUGGUGCUCUACAAUACCUAACCAUCACACGACCCGACCUUUCAUACUCAGUCAACUGGCUAUGUCAGUUCAUGCACUCACCUACAACUGAACACUGGGGGCUCGUCAAACGUGUCCUGCGUUACAUAAAGGGGACCAUCUCGCUAGGGCUACGGUUUUCGCCCUCAUCUACUACUCACAUACAGGCCUACUCGGACUCCGACUGGGCAGGGUGUCCUAUUGAUCGCAAGAGUAUAAGUGGUUUCGCGGUAUAUCUAGGCUCUAAUCUCAUCUCCUGGUUAUCCAAGAAACAACGCACCGUGGCCCGGUCCUCCACAGAGGCUGAAUACAAAGCCCUAGCCGAUGUAUCCGCUGAAGUUACUUGGGUUAUUUCCUUACUCCGAGAAUUGGGGCUACACUCCGGCGAACCUGCUUCUUUAUGGUGCGACAAUCUAGGUGCAACAUAUCUUUGUGCCAACCCGGUCUUUCAUGCACGCACCAAGCACGUUGAAAUUGACUAUCAUUUUGUUCGAGACAAGGUGGCGUCCGGGAAAUUUGUGGUUAACUACAUCUCAACUACUGAUCAACUAGCUGACAUUUUCACCAAACCUCUUCCAGCUCCACGCUUUGCUACUCUACGGGACAAGCUCAACAUUGUGCUUCACCAACCUUGA